GACGUGACCAAUUACAUUUCUUGAGUGAUCUGGAUAAAUCAGACAUAUACGAAUGGAAUAGAAAUGUCAUCGCUGCAUUGACACCCUUAUCCAUGAGCAAUGCCUAUCUCAGCCAAAUACUCCUACGGUAUGCGCGUGGGACGGCGACUUUAGCUAUAAACAGCUAGACGAAAUCUCAGAAGCCAUUGCCCGACACCUAGCAGGGCUUGACGUUGGCCCGGAUGUCUCGCAUUAAUGCUCGAUUAGCAGCCGAGAUGGGGCGCACAGUUAUUGAAGUGCUCCCGAGAUGUGAUGAUUGGACUUCAGUUCACGUGGCAUCCACCAACCUACUGAUAACUGCUAUAGCUUUAGGAAGCAUCUUUGUCGCAAGUGACUUCUGUCGUCGAGAAGAGUAUGUUGACAGCAGUAUAAAUUUCACAGUCGAUAUCUUCACAGCAACUCCGAAACUGAAGAAGUGGUCACCAGGGUUGCGGCCUAUUGAACAGUACUUCAUUCUUGAGUUGAAACGAGUUGCAGAGCACAGAAGAAAUGUUAAGGAGCUCCUGGAUCCGGUCAUAACUGAGAGGUAAAAUAUGGCCAAAGAAGGGCAACCGUUGCCCGAUGAUAUCCUUCAGUGGAUGUUGAACAGGCGUGAAGAUUUCAACCUGGCCGAAGACUAUAUAUCCACAGUUCAGUUGAACCUUGAGUUAGCUUCUAUCCAUACGACAGCGCUGACAAUCGUAUCCAUUCUGUAUGACCUCGUAACUCGUCCCGAACUUAUUGAAGAUAUUAGAGAGGAAAUCAAGAAUGCCGUAGCGAAUAGCGAUGGUAUAAUAACUAUGCGCGCCCUUUUUGAGAUGAAGCUCCUUGACAGUGUCACGAAGGAGACUGUAAGAUUAACUCCGGGAAGCCUUGGUUAGAUAUGCUCAAGAAUUUGAGACAUUGAGGUUGAAUUAUUAUUUUCGAAGGGAAAUUAUUUGGGGAUUUUUCGAUUAUUGAUUGCGAGGACAUGGGAAGUUUAGCAAUGGUGGCCACAUUUGCGGUGAAUAAGUAUGCGUUAUUUAAUAUCACUUCAUGAAGAGCGUCUUGUUAAAAG
Daldinia loculata is the source of this 1075-nucleotide messenger RNA. RefSeq lists its product as uncharacterized. The coding region runs from base 222 to 569 and encodes 115 amino acids. The transcript is spliced from 3 exons. Lineage: Eukaryota; Fungi; Ascomycota; Sordariomycetes; Xylariales; Hypoxylaceae. The record is from RefSeq and is a predicted model, not a curated record.